AUGUUGCAUCUCUCGAUCUUUUGGAUCGUAAUUUUGAUUCUUUAUCUCUUUUACGACACACGAAAACCGCGAAAUUUUCCCCGAGGUCCUAUUUGGCUUCCCGUUAUCGGUAGUGCGUUAACUGUCAAGAAGUUUCGUGACAUCACGGGGAUGUUUUGCAAAGCUGUUCCCGCCAUCGCCGCUCAUUAUCGAGACAAUCGAGGCUUAUUAGGACUCAAAAUCGGCAAAGAUCGCAUCGUUCUUACUCUAACAAGCGAUUCGCUGCGUGAAUUUAUGCUGAAUGAAGAUCUCGAUGGACGUCCAAUGGGUCCUUUUUACGAAACGCGCACUUGGAAUUUGCGUCGCGGCGUUUUGCUGACAGAUGGAGAAUUUUGGACUGAGCAACGACGAUUUGUCGUGAAACAUUUGAAGGAAUUUGGCUUUGCGAGACGCGGAAUGGUCGAAAUUAUUCAAAAUGAAGCGGAAUAUUUGUACGAGGAUUUUUACAAUAUGGUCGAAAGUACGCGGGAAAAAGCGGCGCUCGUUAAGAUGCAAGGAAUUUUCUCGACUCCCGUGCUGAACACGCUCUGGGUCAUGAUGGCGGGCAAUCGAAACACGCGGGAAAACAGGAAAUUGAAGGAAUUGCAACAAUUGCUGCAUAAAAUGUUCACGACAAUCGAUAUGGUUGGAUGUCUUUUCAGUCAUUUUCCGUUUUUGAGGUUUGUGGCGCCUUAUGCUUCGGGAUAUCGUCCGUUUGUGCAAACGCAUGAAGCGUUAUUUGAUUUUUUGCGGGAGGAAGUUGAGAAUCACAAAAGGACGUUUCAUCCGGAAAAUGAACCACGUGACUUGAUGGAUGUUUAUAUCAAAAGUAUUUUGGCGGAAGGUCCAACGUCGAAUUUUACGGAGCAACAAUUGUUGGCAGUGUGUUUGGAUUUAUUCGUUGCUGGAAGUGAAACAACAAAUAAAUCCAUCAGUUUUGCCUUUUUAUAUUUGGUACGGAAGCAAGAACUUCAACAUCGGAUUCAAAAAGAGCUCGAUGCCGUCAUUGGGCGUGAGAGAAAACCUCUGUUGGAAGAUAGACCAAAUUUACCUUUAUGUGAAGCUGUCGUCCUCGAAGCAUUGCGAAUUUUCAUGGCAAACACUUUGGGAAUCGCUCAUCGUGCCUUACGCUCAACAAAACUCUGUGGCUUCGACAUCCCGAAAGAUACGAUGGUUGUUGGCUUGUACCGCGGCAUGAUGAUGGAUCCAAAAUUAUGGAAAAACCCCGAAGAUUUCGAUCCCGACAGAUUUCUGUGCGACGGCAAAGUCAAAAUCCCCGAAUAUUUCUACCCCUUUGGUCUUGGCAAGCAUCGUUGCAUGGGAGAGCUACUCGCACGCUCGAAUUUAUUCCUCUUCAUCACGACACUCUUGCAAAGCUUCUGUUUCGAAGUUCCUGAAGGACAUCCGUUACCUGACGACACUCCCAUCGAUGGCGCAACUCCGAGCAUUCGGAAUUACAGCGUCAUCAUCACGCAUCGACCGAGAAAUUAAUUAAAAAUAUUUUUUUUAAUUUUAAGGCGGAAUCUGGAAUAA
Molecule: messenger RNA, 1551 nt
Organism: Culicoides brevitarsis
Lineage: Eukaryota; Metazoa; Arthropoda; Insecta; Diptera; Ceratopogonidae
Product: probable cytochrome P450 303a1
Exons: 3
Coding region: 1-1509 (502 amino acids)
Biological process (GO): xenobiotic metabolic process
Cellular component (GO): intracellular membrane-bounded organelle; cytoplasm
Molecular function (GO): iron ion binding; oxidoreductase activity, acting on paired donors, with incorporation or reduction of molecular oxygen, reduced flavin or flavoprotein as one donor, and incorporation of one atom of oxygen; heme binding
Source: RefSeq, a predicted model, not a curated record